This is a messenger RNA of Penaeus monodon (black tiger shrimp), 651 nucleotides long. Its product is annotated as protein spaetzle 3-like. Bases 1 to 651 code for a protein of 216 amino acids. Gene Ontology annotation, cellular component: extracellular region. The transcript is spliced from 3 exons. The record is from RefSeq and is a predicted model, not a curated record. Gene Ontology annotation, biological process: central nervous system formation; regulation of Toll signaling pathway; innate immune response. Gene Ontology annotation, molecular function: growth factor activity; Toll binding. Lineage: Eukaryota; Metazoa; Arthropoda; Malacostraca; Decapoda; Penaeidae.
AUGGCUCUUACAUUGCCGGUCGUUCUGGCAUGCGCCGGACUAGUCCUGGGCUCCGUCCGUACCCAAACAUAUGGUCAUCACCUACAGCCCGCUUACGGUCAUCAUACACCUGCAUACGGUCAUCAUGCGCCUGCUUACGGCCACCAACACGAGUAUCCCGAGUACGAGAUCAAGGCUACCAUCACUGCAGAUCACCUCUUUGCCAAGAAGUACGCUGAUGUCGCCGACCAGUCUGCUGAUGACCUGGUAGACAUGGUUAGCAAGGCCCAGCAGGAGGCCUUCGACUACUCUUACUACACUGGAGCCUCCACUGGGGACUCUCCCUACGAUGCCACCCACUGGGGUGGUCCUGAGGGUUACAUCUGUCCCUCCGAAGUGGUGUAUGCCAUGGCCAAACGUGCCCAGAAUGUGGACGGCAAGUGGCGCGUCAUUGUCAACGACGUUCACUAUUACAGCCAGACUACCCGCCUCGAGACUUGUCUGUUCCCAGAGGCUGCUUGUCGUGCCCUUGCUCCUUGGUACAAGAGUCACUGCACCCAGAAGUCAGUAUACCAUCGACUCCUCUCCUGUGAUCCAUGUGACCCCUACAAGGGCUUGUUCAUCGACAUCUACAAGAUGCCAUCUGCCUGCUCCUGCCACCUUCCCGCCUAA